CUUUCUUUUUCAUUUUCGUGUUCCUGUGUCAUUGCGCUGACCUUCGCACGUUUUUCGGCUAUUAAAUCUCCGUCAAAAGGGUGACCGUUCUUAUUUCGUGGUUGUUCGCAUCGUUUUGACAACUCUUCUCUACUGUGAAAAAUACUUUCUAAAAAAAUUAAAUCAGAAUGUCAGACAGGAAAUUUUUCGUUGGAGGUAACUGGAAAAUGAAUGGAAAUAAAUCUUCUAUAGAUGGUAUUAUAAAAUUUCUGACUGAUGGCCCUUUAGAUCCAAAUACUGAAGUAGUCGUGGGAUGUCCAACUAUUUAUAUUGAUUAUGUAGUAUCUAAAGUUCCUAAAACGAUUGGAGUAGCAGCUCAGAAUUGUUAUAAAGUUGCUAGUGGUGCUUUUACAGGAGAAAUUAGCCCUGCUAUGAUCAAAGAUGUUGGUGCCGAAUGGGUCAUUUUAGGUCAUUCUGAGAGACGAAAUGUCUUUGGAGAAACUGAUGCUUUAAUAGCAGACAAAGUGGCUCAUGCAUUAUCUGAAGGUAUAAAAGUUAUUGCUUGUGUUGGAGAACUUCUAGAAGAACGAGAAUCUGGUAAAACUCAAGAAGUAGUAUUUCGCCAAACGAAAGCAAUUGCAGAUAAAGUGUCUGAUUGGAAAAAAGUAGUAAUCGCUUAUGAACCAGUAUGGGCUAUAGGAACAGGAAAAACAGCUAGUCCUGAACAAGCCCAAGAAGUUCAUGAACAACUGAGAAAGUGGCUGAAGGAAAAUGUGUCUGCUGAUGUUGCAGCUACUACUAGAAUUAUUUAUGGAGGUUCUGUUACAGCUGGCAGUUGUAAAGAAUUAGCAAAAAAGCCUGAUGUUGAUGGAUUUCUUGUUGGUGGUGCUUCUUUGAAACCAGACUUCGUUCAGAUUAUUAAUGCCAAACAAUAAAAUUGUGCAUUCCCAUUCUGACUUCAACCUUCCUUUCUGUGCCCUGUAUUUCCAAAAAUAUGAAACCUCAUAUUCCAAAGACUUGUUUUUAAAUUAUUCUGUAUAAAAAUUGUAUAAAUUUUUUUUGAAGAACCCAAUUAAAAAUAUUUUCUUUGCCAUUGC
This is a messenger RNA of Stegodyphus dumicola, 1076 nucleotides long. RefSeq names its product triose phosphate isomerase (gene Tpi). Gene Ontology annotation, cellular component: cytosol. Lineage: Eukaryota; Metazoa; Arthropoda; Arachnida; Araneae; Eresidae. Gene Ontology annotation, molecular function: triose-phosphate isomerase activity. Gene Ontology annotation, biological process: glycerol catabolic process; glyceraldehyde-3-phosphate biosynthetic process; gluconeogenesis. The record is from RefSeq and is a predicted model, not a curated record.